AUGAGCGCUGAAAAGCUCAAAACUCUCAAACAUUCUCGCGGUUUAAUUAAAGCAAGCCUUACGCGUUUAUUAAAGUUCUUUGAUCAAAAUCCUGACGCUGAUGCAUUCGAGUGUGAGAACCGUCAAAUAAAAUUAGAAGAGAUUUUCCAAAAUUUUGAUAAGAUUCAGUUUGAAAUCGAGCUCGCGUUUGUAGCUGAAAAGGCUGAUGAUGAUGAUCAGCCUGCUAUUCAAGAUGAUGAAAGAACGGAAUUCGAAACAAAUUAUUACAGUUGCGCUAAAGUGAUAAGAAAGAGACUGCAUGAUAUCGGGGCUGGUUCCGCGUCGGUUAAUUCUAAUUCAGUGCGAGCACCUAGCGUCGCGAGAUCAGAUGCUUCUACCCCUCAAAAUAUCACUUAUUACGUUAAUCACGGCUUAGAAAAAUUAGAAGUUCGCCCUUACGAUGGUGACCCGCGGGAAUGGCAAAGCUUUCGCGACUCUUUUAUAAAUUUAGUGCACAAUAAUGAAUCAAUGCCAGCAACUGAAAAGUAUUAUAGGCUGAAACAAGCCCUUCGUGGGGACCUGAUUGAUAUCCUUCAUGGUCUAGAUGCUUCUGAAGAAAAUUAUAAGGUUGCGUGGGAUUUAAUUACUGAACGGUGCCACAAACCGCGUAAAAUCAUACAAACUCAUUUGAAAAAAUUGCUUAAUUUGCCGGCAAUGAAUAAAAGUUCGGCACAAAAAAUUCGUUCGCUUAAAGAAAAAUCGCUAAUGCAUGUCAAUGCUCUAAAGGCCUUGAAAGAGCCUGUAGAUUCUUGGGAUUCAAUUUUAGUAUACCUUGUUAGCAGCAAACUUGAUCGAUUCACGCGUAAAUCAUGGGAAGAAACUUUGAAAGAUAGUGUAAAGCCUAAAUUCACUGAACUCGUUGCCUUUUUAAAGAAAAAAGAGCGCGGAGACGAUGACUAUGAUUCUUCCGAAAAGCAGUCGAUUCCUGCUGAAAAUACUAACAAAAAAGGUAGAAACGUGCCACAAGCGUUAGUUGGCACACAAAAAGCUGAUUUUUGUAAUUUUUGCAAACAAGAACACAAAAUUUAUGCGUGUCCUCAAUUAUUAGAGCUCAAUCCGCGUGAGAGAGCAAAUGCCUUGCGCGGGAAAAAAUUAUGCUUAAAUUGUUUCCGUGACAAUCAUUCAACAAAACAUUGCAGGGCUUCAGGUUGUAGGACUUGCUCGAAGAAGCACAAUACAUUAAUACACUUUACUCAAUUCAAUGAAAAUCAAUCAGAGCCUAUUCAAACAGCUCAAAAUACCGAUAUGAAGCCUCAAGUAGGUCUCACGGUUACUCACGAUUCUGAAAUUUUAUUAGGAACUGCUAAAGUAAACAUUCUUGAUAAAGACAAAAAGCCCUAUCCUUGCAGAAUAUUGCUUGAUGGAGGCUCUCAAUCAAAUUUUAUUUCUGAAAAGUUAACUUCAAAACUCAAGCUCGAUCAAGAAAAAAUUGAUCUGCCUUUCGGCGGUUUGGGUCAGAUCGUUACUCGCGCUAAUUAUAGAGUCAAGACAAAGAUUCAGUCUCGAAUCAAUGCAUUUGAGCAUGAAUUAGAUUUGGUAGCACUACCGACGAUUACUACUUUUUUGCCUUCUCGGUUUGUAGACAAAAGCUCUCUAAAAAUUCCGUCGGGUAUUACUCUCGCGGAUCCGGAAUUCAAUAAAUCAGCUGAAAUCGAUAUAUUACUUGGCUCUACAUUAUUUUACAAACUUUUGAGUACCGGUCAAAUUGUCAUACAAGAGCAUCCUGACGUUACCUUACAAAAAACUUUAUUGGGUUGGAUAAUAGCGGGCGAAGUCGCGGUGAAACAAUCUGUACAGAGACCGAAAUUAUGCCACUUAGUGACUCUUGAUGAAAAAUUAACUCGUUAUUUCGAAAUGGACACAAUUCCAUCGAAAAAACAUUUAUCUCUUGAUGAACAAAAAUGUGAGAAAUUCUAUUCAGACACCACUACUCGUAAUUCCGACGGAGAAUACGAAGUGCGUCUAUUUUUUAACGAGAAUAAAGCAAAAUUAGGCGAUUCUUAUAAUCGUGCACUCAGUCGAGCUUACGGACAAGAGCGUAAACUAUCAAAAAAUCCCGGUUUGAAACAGGCUUAUACGGGAGAAUUAAUCAAAUACCGUGAUCUUGGACACUUAGAAGAAAUUACAGAUACAAAUAAAUGCGAUGAAGGAUAUUUUAUUCCUCAUCUUGAUGUAAUUAAAAAUAAUCAGCUAGAUCGAAUCGUAUAUGACGCGUCGUCAAAAACUUCAACAAACAUUUCACUCAAUGAUGCCUUAGUAGUUGGUCCGACUAUACAAGACGAUUUAAUGUCUUUAGUCAUGCGAUUUAGAACGCACACGGUUGUGCUUGCAGGCGAUAUUCAAAAAAUGUUUCGAUGCAUUAAAAUCCACAAAGAUGAUUUGAUUUUUCAAAAAAUUUUAUGGCGAAAUGAUUUUUCAGAAUUGAUGCGCGUUUUUGCCUUGACUACAGUAACUCAAGGCACUGCGAGUGCUCCUUAUUUAGCUGCUAGGACACUUCAUCAAUUAGCAAUUGAUGAAGGGGGCAGGUACCCGCAAGCUGCAGAGGUUUUAAAAAACGAUUUUUAUAUGGAUGAUUUAUUGACAGGUACGGAUACACUCGAAGCAGCCUUAGAGCUCAAACAACAAUUGACAGAUUUAUUAAAACUUGCAGGAUUUAAACUCCAUAAAUGGGCAUCGAAUGAGCCAAGCUUAGCAAGUCAAUCGGGUGUAAAAAGCGAUAACGAUACUUUAUUAGACGAUCAGCUUAAAAAAUUAUUGGGUAUUCGUUGGAACCCAAAAACUGACUCGAUUAAAUAUUUAAUCAAACCAUCUCUAGUUGAAAAUAGCAUAACUAAACGUGCUAUUUUAUCAGAAAUUGCAGAGUUAUUUGACCCACUAGGCAUUUUAGGCCCAGUCAAUGUAGUUGCAAAAUUAAUUAUGCAAGAAUUAUGGAAACUUAAAUUGGGAUGGGAUGAAACAAUUCCCCAAGACUUAGGCACCAUGUGGAUUAAUUUUAAAGAUGAAUUAAAAUUUGUUGAACACUUCACUCUUCCUAGAAAAAUAGUCUUGUCAAAUGCAGUAAAUUUGCAACUACAUGGCUUUGCCGAUGCCAGUCAACGAGCUUACGGUGCUUCGGUUUACUUGAGGUCGGUAGAUAAAGAUAAUAACUGCUCUGUUCAAUUAAUAUGUGCUAAAUCUCGGAUCGCGCCGAUUAAAACUACCACUAUUCCAAGGCUAGAGUUGUGUGCUGCUCUACUACUUUCUGAGUUAAUUCAAAAAGUAAUAGAGGCACUAAAAUUGAAAUAUGAUAAUGUUUAUUUGUGGUUUGAUUCUACCAUAACUUUACAUUGGCUUAAAACGUCACCGAAUUCACUUAAAACAUUUGUUGCAAAUCGAGUAGUUGAAAUUCAAACGCUGACCGAAAGUUUUACUUGGCAACAUAUUGCCACGGAAGAAAAUCCCGCGGAUUUCAUUUCUCGCGGUCAGACUGCUUCCGAAUUCAUCAAAAAUAAGCUUUGGCUCCAUGGCCCCUCUUGGCUUUUAGAAAAUGAGCAAAAUUGGAAAACCUUGAAACUGUCUAAAGUUGAAAUUCCAGAGCAAAGAGUCAAUGUGGGUUUAGCCGCUACUAUAGUUAAUUCAAAACAAUUAAAAAAUGACACUCUGGAACGUUUUUCAUCAUUAGAUAGCUUAAUUCGUUUUGUUUCACUAUGCCAUCGGGCAGUUGUCAAUCGGAAAUUGACUACAAAAAUUACUGGUAAUUUUACUACUGAUGAAUUACAAAAUGCACACACUCAUCUUAUUAAAAUUAUCCAACUUAGCCAUUAUCCACGAGAGAUAAAAAAUUUGCAAGAAGGUGUAGAUAUUAAUCCGAAAAGCACAAUUUACAAUUUGAGUACGUUUUUAGAUGACCACGGAAUUAUUCGUGUAGAGGAAAAACAGUAG
Molecule: messenger RNA, 3960 nt
Organism: Phymastichus coffea
Lineage: Eukaryota; Metazoa; Arthropoda; Insecta; Hymenoptera; Eulophidae
Exons: 1
Coding region: 1-3960 (1319 amino acids)
Source: RefSeq, a predicted model, not a curated record